AUGGGCUGUUCUUGGACCUGUUACUCAAUCGCCUCACUCAAGCCUGCGCAUCAACAUCAUCUUAUCUCUAAUUCACAUCUACACGAGCCUGUAACAAGAUUUUGGGAUGUCGAGGAAGUUCCAUCGACUCACCAGGAAUCUCUCAGCGCUGAAGAAGCUGAGUGCGAGGCUCACUUCAUCUCAACGCACUCUCGCGACAGCUCAGGUCGCUACAUCGUGCGUUUGCCAUUCAAAUCCAAUGCUCCGCCUCUUGGACACUCGAAAGGCAUCGCACAACGCUCGCUAGCUCGACUACUAAAUCGCCUAUCGCAUCAACCUGAACUUCAUCGACUGUACCAAGACUUCCUCAACGAGUACGAGUCUAUGGGUCACAUGGAGAAAGUCCAGCCUCAAAACACUUCCACGGACGGCUAUUACUUGCCUCAUUACGGCGUAAUGCGCAAUAAUAAGAUCCGAGUAGUGUUCAACGGCUCCUCCAAGACCACUUCAGGCUACACGGUCAACGACCUGCUGCACACUGGUCCUAAAACCCAGAAUGACAUCUUCGACGUGCAGCUCUACGUCAGACGUCAUCACUACAUCUUCACAACAGACGUCGAGUAUGAGCUCACGACAGUUACCUACGGUACCAAGCCUGCUCCGUACCUCUCAGACCGCGCACUGCAGCAAUUGCUGCUCGACGAAGGCCAUCUGUUCCCUCUCGCAAAGGAACCCUUCGAACAAGGCAGCUACGUUGAUGAUAUUACUGGCGGUGCUGAUGAUCUCGACUCGCUAAACGCCAUCGCUACUCUAGUUGAAGAGAUGUGCCUACGGGGAUGCUUCCCACUGUCAAAGUGGAAAAGUAAUCACCCGGACUUCUUUAAACUUCACUCAUCUCCAUCAUCCUGCUCCGAGACUCAUGAAUUUAGCGAGUCAUCCUCCAAGAUAGUGGGUCUCGCCUGGCAAUGCGCUCCAGAUCUGCUCAAGUUCACCGAUCAGUCAGUACAAAGACCAGCCAUCUCCAAACACACAAUCCUGUCUGAGACAGCUCAACUGUUUGACCCUCUAGGGUUAAUAUCACCAGUUGUAGUUCGUGCUAAGGUGCUGAUGCAGGAUCUGUGGCAAGAAAAGGUGGGGGACGAUCAGCUCACUCCGCAGAUUAUUCAUCGCUGGACGACAUUCUGCCAGAAACUCUCUCAGCUCUCGCUACUAGCAAUCCCUCGCUGGCUGCAACUUCGCUCUGACGACACGGAAGUCGAAAUCCACGGCUUCUCGACGCAUCACUAG
Molecule: messenger RNA, 1266 nt
Organism: Neodiprion fabricii
Lineage: Eukaryota; Metazoa; Arthropoda; Insecta; Hymenoptera; Diprionidae
Exons: 2
Coding region: 1-1266 (421 amino acids)
Source: RefSeq, a predicted model, not a curated record